CUAAAUAAAUUGUGAACAUUCAUUAUGCUACCAAAAAUCUCAUCACAAUGAUAAAUGCUCUUUAUAGUGACUGAUUGAUGAGUAGAGACCAUUCUCUCCUAAUUAGCGUGUAAUACAUGAAACAGUUCCCAUGCUGUCCACAGUACAUAUCCUUGUUAUCAUCAUCUAAAUUGCUGCUGGCUGUAGAGAUAAAAGCUGGACGGAGGCAUAUGUUGCUAAAUGUAGAGUGCACAUAGUGUGUGCUGGGCUCCUGGUAAAAGCUUUAAUAACUCUAGGGAAUGACAUCCUCCACAGACUCUUCCUCGGUUAUCCCAUUAUUGGUUCUAUGAUGCUCUUUGGAGUAUCACAAUUCUGUGGGAGUGGGUGUAGCUGCAUCCUAUACACUGGCACUGUACUCACUUCACCAUAUCUACCAACCACACUACUGGGAAUAUAGCCUGUCUCUUCUGGACAGAAAUAAAUAAAAACUUCAUGUAGAUCCAAGAGAAGAUUAUCCUGAACAAUAACAUCUCUAAGCAUCGAAAGAAAUCCCUUUAAGGCUAGAAAAAAUGAGGAAGAUGGGGAGCUCCUCGGAUCUCGAGGAAACAGACCACACAGAGGACACGAAUGCUUCUGCUGAUGACUCACACAGUGAAGAAAACAGUCAUUCCAUCCAUGAAAACAGUCAACAGUUAAAAAUAAAACAUACCAAGUAUACCAUUUUCAGCUCACCAAAACCUAAGGGUCGCCGCUUUGGCAAAGCAGACAGUGAACGUGAAAUGGCCCCCAUGGACUCUGUCUAUCAGAUAGAAAGCAAAACUAUGUCUCCAGCAAUCAAAUUCCAUGUAAACCUUGAUAAAGGAAAACAUGGUAACCAGUUAACCAGGCAAAGUUCCUCCUUGGAAUCCACAACCAGCUGUAAGGAUAGAACAUUUAAGCUGUACGAUCGGAACAGGAUUUUUGAUGCUGUGGCCUAUGGGGACUGUGAAGAAUUAGAUGAUCUUCAGGUUUAUUUACUCCGUACUCAGAAACAUCUCACCAAUAAAGAGUUUAAAGAACCAGAAACCGGGAAAACUUGUCUACUAAAAGCCAUGCUGAAUCUGAGUCAGGGGAAAAACGAAACAAUUCCGCUCUUGCUAGAAAUUGCAGAAAAAACCGACAAUCUGAAAGCAUUCGUCAAUGCACCAUACACAGACACCUAUUACAGAGGUCAGACUGCUCUACAUAUUGCUAUUGAACGAAGGAACAUGAACAUGGUGGAGCUUUUGGUACAACACGGAGCCGAUGUUCAUGCAAGAGCAGACGGUGAAUUCUUCAGGAAAGCCAAAGGAAGGGCCGGAUUCUACUUUGGGGAACUACCUCUGUCUUUAGCAGCAUGCACAAACCAGAUACAGAUAGUCCAAUACCUUCUUCAGAACCAGUACUCUCCAGCCAACAUUGCUGCCCGCGACUCUUUUGGAAAUACGGUGCUGCACUCUCUGGUUGACAUUGCGGACAACACUGUGGAGAACACAAAGUUUGUCACCAAGAUGUAUUCAGAAAUUUUGGUGCUGGGUGCAGAAAUUAAACCUUCCCUGAGACUGGAGGAUAUUGCCAAUAAGAAAGGUCUUACUCCAUUAACUUUAGCAGCAAAAACUGGCAAAAUCGGGGUAAGUAGUAAUAUACUUGGUUGUGUAAUAUUUGUCCAGAACAUCUUUUUCUACAUGCAGUUAGAUGAAUCCAUGUUACUUGUACCUAUUCAGGUAUUUGCUUAUAUCCUUCGGAGAGAGAUAAAGAAUCCAGAAUGCCGACACCUCUCUAGAAAGUUCACUGAAUGGGCCUAUGGGCCUGUCCACUCCUCCCUGUAUGAUCUGUCUGGUGUGGACACCAUUGAGAACAACUCUGUUCUUGAGAUUAUUGCCUACAGCAGCGAGACACCGAAUCGACAUGACAUGCUUCUAGUGGAGCCUCUCAACAGACUCUUACAAGAUAAGUGGGAUCGCUUUGUCAAACGUGUAUUCUACUGUAACUUCUUGAUGUAUGUGGUAUAUAUCAUCAUCUUCACCAUCGCUGCCUACUAUAGACCAGUGCAGGGAAAUCCCCCAUUUCCAGUAGAUAGCACACUUCGUACCAUAGGUGAACUGAUCACUGUUUUGGGAGGAUUCUAUUUAUUUUUUAGAGGGAUCCAGUACUUUUUUCAGAGACGUCCAACUAUGAAGGCACUAAUGACUGACAGCCACAGUGAAGUCCUGUUUUUUAUUCAGGCUGUGUUUCUGCUGAUCUCUGCAUUCCUGUACUUUCUUGGACGGCAUGAAUAUGUGGCUUUCAUGGUGAUUUGUUUAGCCAUGAGCUGGGUCAAUAUGCUCUACUAUACCAGGGGCUUCCAACAAAUGGGGAUCUAUGCUGUGAUGAUUGAAAAGAUGAUCGUAAGAGAUAUGCUUCGCUUCAUGUUUGUCUACAUUCUGUUCCUUAUUGGAUUUGCUGCAGCGCUGGUGACUCUUAUUGAAGAUGGAGAAAGCACUAGGAAUGAAACCAGUUCAUACUCAAAACGCUGUUGUAAAGCAGAUCCGGGCUCUUACAACAGCUUGUACUACACCUGCCAAGAGCUGUUUAAAUUUGCCAUCGGAAUGGGAGACCUGGAGUUUACUGAGAACUACAAGUACAAGACCAUAUUUGUCUUCCUACUGAUUACAUACGUCAUUCUAACCUACAUCCUCCUGCUGAACAUGCUCAUAGCUUUGAUGGGGGAGACAGUGAACAAGAUUGCUCAGGAGAGUAAAAGCAUCUGGAAACUGCAAAGGGCGAUCACUAUAUUGGACAUCGAAAAAAGUAUGUUGACCUACUUCACAAACAGAUUCCGAUCUGGAAAAUCUGUGCUGGUGGGAUUAACGCCUGAUGGCAAAGAGGAUUACAGAUGGUGUUUCAGAGUUGAUGAGGUAAAUUGGACCAAGUGGAACUCAAAUUUAGGAAUAAUCAACGAAGAUCCUGGAAAUUGUGGAAUGAUGAAAAGCCCUAUGAAUACUUCUUUUCGAAUAACAAGAGGUAAAACAUGGAAAGCUUUAGUACCACACAUCAGGGAAUUUAGUAUCAAAGGCAAGAGAGUGAAAGAACUUGAAGAAGCCAAUGUGCAGCUACAAUCCAUAUCAGAGGCUUUGACCGAACAGGAUUCCCUUGAAGAUGGGACAACAAAGCCACUGUGAUCUGACUAGGCUGAUGUUUUUCUUUACAGUGUCAGUCUAUGAAAUAUGACAUUUCUUGAUAUAUUGUGAUUUAUAAAGGCUGUGUACAGACUGAUACUUACCUGCAACAGUGUACAACUAUAGCAAACAUGCCAAGAACAGACUAUUCAAAUUUGUGGUCACUGUGGUGAGCGCAAGUGUCCAUACCGCAUAAAGUAACACUGUAAGUACACAUACUGUGACCUCAAUGACAUCUACGGGACAUCUGCUUUCUGUAUAGUUGCUUAAGACUCCCUUUCACACUUCUCCGAUGCAGUUUCCCUGCGGGCGCAGGUGCAGUGCAGUGUUUUUGUACUGGUUACCUGCACUUUCCCAUAGCCUUCUAUUAGAUUGGGUGGUUUUGGUGCAUUUUCUGAAAGUGCACCAAAGAUACAGCAUGCAGGACUUUUGGUGCGCCUGCAUUCGCACUGCAGGGAAACCGCACUGACGCAAUAUGAAAGUGCUCUUAGUGUGACCCCAAACCGAAAUUUUGAAUGCUGCCCGGGCUGUAGGAAUUCCAAUCAAUAAAGCAGACCACUGUGCAGGCUAGGACGGAGCUCGCCCUGGCAUCAUGGCGAUCCUCAGGAUUAAGCUCCGGGGGGUGUGGCCUGGCUGGAGAAUGGGCUGAGGCUGUUGCACUUUCUUACCUGGGGUUUGCAGAGAUGUGAGGCUCAUAUGGACAUUUUCUUCCCUGUGCAAUGAAAGUGCUCUUAGUUACACUUAGGAUUGGAAGAGUUGUCUGUAUGUAGCUGUAGACAUACAAAAACGAAUAAUGGUGAUGACAUAUACAGGUAAUUGUAAUCCACUACUGUAUACCUUGUGUUAAAUGAAAUGCUCUUGCCUUUCUUAGGCUGCAUUCACACCUCGGCGUAUAUACGCCUGAAGCGCGACGCUCGUGCUGCUGGAGGGGC
This is a messenger RNA of Rana temporaria (common frog), 4087 nucleotides long. RefSeq names its product transient receptor potential cation channel subfamily V member 1 (gene TRPV1). Gene Ontology annotation, biological process: calcium ion import across plasma membrane. The transcript is spliced from 15 exons. Lineage: Eukaryota; Metazoa; Chordata; Amphibia; Anura; Ranidae. The coding region runs from base 549 to 3158 and encodes 869 amino acids. Gene Ontology annotation, molecular function: calcium channel activity; protein binding. Gene Ontology annotation, cellular component: membrane. The record is from RefSeq and is a predicted model, not a curated record.